AUGGUCGAGUUUCUUAUCUCACACGGCGUAAAUAUUAAUGGAAAAGAUGAAUAUGGAGAAUUCGCUCUUCGUACUGCAAUAAGUAAUAAUAAUAAAGAAAUGACUGAAUUUCUUAUUUCACAUGGUGCAAAAUUUAAUGAAAAAGUUAGAAUUGGAAAAACCGCUCUUCAAUUAGCAGCAUUAUAUAAUAGUAAAGAAACUGCCGAACUCCUUAUUUCAUAUGGUGCAAAUAUUAAUGAAAAAGACGAACUUGGACAAACCGCUCUUCAAUUUGCAGCAUUAUAUAAUAGUAAAGAAAUUGCCGAACUUCUUAUUUCACACGGUGCAAAUAUUGAUGAAAAGGAUAGAUUUGAAAAAACCACUCUUCAAUGUGCAGCAGAAAUAAAUAGUAAAGAAACAGCUAAACUUCUUAUUUUACAUGGGGCAAAAAUUGAUGAAAAAGAUCAAUAUGGAAAAACCGCUCUUCAUUAUGCAGCAGAUAAAAAUUGUAAAGAAACUGCUGAACUUCUUAUUUUACAUGGUUCAAAUAUUGAUGAAAAAGGUGAAGAUGAAAAAACUGCUCUUCAUUAUGCCGCAGAUAAAAACAAUAAAGAAACAGCCGAAUUACUUAUCUUAAAAGGAAUAAAUAUUCAUAAAAAAGAUCAUUUUGGGAAAACUGCUCUUCAUCAUGCCGUAAAUAAAAAUAGUAAAGAAAUAGCCGAACUUCUUAUUUUACAUGGUACAAAUGUUAAUGAAAAAGAUGUAAGCGGAAAAACUGCUCUCCAUUAUGCAGCAACAAUUAGAAAAAAAGAAAUCGCCGAAUUUCUUAUUUUACAUGGUGCAAAUAUUAAUGAAAGAAAUAAUUAUGGACAAACGACCCUCCAUUAUGCAGCAGAAUAUAAUUGUAAAGAAAUAGCCGAACUUCUUAUUUUACAUGGUGCAAAUAUUAAUGAAAAAGAUGAAAAAGGAAAAACAGCACUUCAUUAUGCAGCAGCAUAUAAUUGUAAAGAAAUCGCCGAACUUCUUAUUUUACAUAAUACAAAUAUUAAUGAAAAAGAUGAAAAAGGAAAAACUGCUCUUCAUUAUACAGUAUGCAAAAAUAGUAAAGAAAUAGCCGAACUUCUUAUUUUACAUGGUGUACCUGUUAAUGAAAAAGAUGAAAAAGGAAAAACAGCUCUUCAUUAUGCAGCAGAAAAUAAUUAUAAAGAGAUAACCGAAUUUCUUAUUUUAUGUGGUUCAAAUAUUAAUGAAAAAGACGAAAAAGGAAAAGCAGCUCUUCACUAUGCAGCGGAAAAUAAUAAGAAAGAAAUUACCGAACUUCUUAUAUCACAAGGUGCAAAUUUAAACGAAAAAGAUAAAAAGGGAAAAACAGCUCUUCAUUAUGCAAUGCGUAAAAAUUAUAAAGAAAUAACAGAGCUUCUAAUCUUACAUGGUGCAAAUCUUAAUAAAAAUUGGAAAAACAAUUCUUCAUUAUGCAGCAUAUAA
Trichomonas vaginalis G3 is the source of this 1464-nucleotide messenger RNA. Its product is annotated as myotrophin family. The record is from RefSeq and is a predicted model, not a curated record. Bases 1 to 1464 code for a protein of 487 amino acids. Lineage: Eukaryota; Parabasalia; Trichomonadida; Trichomonadidae. The transcript has a single exon. Gene Ontology annotation, molecular function: protein binding. Gene Ontology annotation, cellular component: nucleus; cytoplasm.